ACUAGGUUGUCAUGGCGGCUGUUCGGAAGCCGGUGCUGCUCGGGCUUAGAGACCUGGCAGUGCAAGGCAGCCCUACCGGGCCAAGUGCCUGGACUGCUAGCAAGCUGGGUGGCAUGCCGGAUGCCCUGCCUGCCGUGGCCGCGCCGAGGCCUGUGUGUGAACGCUGCAAGGAGCCACAAACUCUGGUCGUGCAGGUGUACUGCCCCUUGGAAGGCUCCCCAUUCCAUCGGCUACUGCACGUGUUCUCUUGCGUGCGCCCCAAGUGCGGCGACAGCGGGGCGCGCAGUUGGAAGGUGUUCCGCUCCCAGUGCCUGCAGGUGCACGAGAAAGAGGCACAGAUAUUCUUCCAGAAACAAGAAAAUGGCCUUGUCGCUGAGAACUGGUGUGAAGGUGCAAAUGACUGGGGAAGUGACAGUGAGGAGGCACCUCCACCACAGCUUACCUUGGAUUUUGUUCAUGAGUCUAACUCUGCCAAAGAUGUAGACUGCACUGCCCAGCUCCAAGACCUGCGCCUGCAGGACACUGUCCUGGAUGCCACUCAUUCUGUACCUCCAGCAGAAGGGAUGGCCUUGCCUACUAUAGUGCCACAGUUCCUGCCCUACUACAUCUGUGUUGUAGAUGAGGAUGAUUACAGAGACUUGGUCAGUCUAGAUCAUGCCCACAGCCUUCUGAGGGACUAUCAACAGAGAGAAGGAAUUGGCAUGGAACAGUUGCUUUCCCAAAGUUUUUUUAGUGAUGGUAAUGAAAAAUAUGAGAAGACCAAAAUUAAAAGCGGAGAUCAAAUGUUUUACAAAUUCAUGAAGAGAAUUGCUGCUUGUCAGGAGCAGAUUUUGAGGUAUUCCUGGAGUGGAGAGCCACUCUUUUUGACCUGCCCUACGUCAGAAAUCACUGAUAUCCCAGCCUGUAGCCACUGUGGAGGACAAAGAAUAUUUGAAUUUCAGCUUAUGCCAGCACUGAUCAGCAUGCUUCAAAGUGCUAAUUUAGGUCUUUCUGUGGAAUUUGGAACAAUUCUAGUUUACACAUGUGAGAAGAGUUGCUGGCCUCAAAAUCAUCAGACUCCCAUGGAAGAAUUUUGUAUUAUACAAGAAGACCCAGAUGAAUUACUGUUUAAGUAGAAAAUUCCCUUUUAUUUAUACAAAUUAAAACAAAUGUUA
Molecule: messenger RNA, 1154 nt
Organism: Urocitellus parryii (Arctic ground squirrel)
Lineage: Eukaryota; Metazoa; Chordata; Mammalia; Rodentia; Sciuridae
Gene: Pdcd2l
Product: programmed cell death 2 like
Biological process (GO): apoptotic process
Source: RefSeq, a predicted model, not a curated record